This is a messenger RNA of Chelonoidis abingdonii (Abingdon island giant tortoise), 2630 nucleotides long. It is a transcript of the gene RNF215, whose product is annotated as ring finger protein 215. NCBI's taxonomy places the organism in Eukaryota, Metazoa, Chordata, Testudines, Testudinidae. The record is from RefSeq and is a predicted model, not a curated record.
AUGGCCCGCCUGCUGCUGCCCGUCCUGCUGGGCACGUGGCGGCGCUGGCCGGCGCUCGGGGCCGCGGCGCCCGGGUUCGAGGUGCUGGCGCUGCGGGAGCGGAGGCAGGGCCGAGCCGCGCUCCCCGCCCGCCGCAGGUCGCUCCAGGCGGCGCGCUGGGGCCGCCUGACCGCGGCCCCCGCCGCGGGAGACAAGGGACCUGAGUCGUGUACGGCUGGCCGCCCCGGAGCGCGGCUGCGGGGAGGGGUGGAGCGGCCACGGGCGCUGGCCCCAGGGAAGGGGCUGCCUUGGGCCCGGCCCACGGGCUGUCACCGUCCGGCUCAGCCGAGGCCCGGGGGGGCAGUGGCUCCCGGGCAGGUCCAGGUUGAGUUUGGCCUUUUGCUUCUUUUCUCUUGGGUGGCCCGGGCCCUGCGGGGCCAGGCGCUGUACAACCCAGCGCAGAGAAGGGCCCUGCCUGCGAGCAAGCACCGGACAAGAGACAACAGGCGGAGCCAGCCAGCCCCGGGCACGCAAGGAGACAAACUGCCGGGCCAGGAUCUCCCCGCAGCCAGCCCUUGCCAGCUGUCUGGCAGGCAGCGAGGCACAGGACGCCGCCUGGCCCUGCCAAGAAUGGGAGAUGCGGAGCCUGAGCGGCAGGGAGAGGACAGCUGGAUUGCGGUGGUGCCGGUGCGGGAGGAACAGGCGGAGAUCCCGAGGGGCAGAAAGGAGGAGUCCUUCACUGUGGCCGUGGUCAACAAGAUGAAGCGAGCCCUAGUUCUGGGAGCAUCAGCCCUGCUCAUUCUCGCGCUGAAUCAGAACACAAUCCGAGAGUUGGAUGUGUCCCAGGUGCUCUCCAAGCCCGUGAUUGUGAUCCAGACCUCAGACAAUGUCACCCGGCUUCUUGGGGCUCUGCUACGGGGGCUCCGGGUGACAGCCAAGAUCACAUACCAAGCGAUGCUGCUGGAGAACCUGGGAGUGACUCUCACCCUGUGGUCGACCUGCGGCUUGUCCCGGGGUGGGCUGUAUGGAGAGUGGCAAGGAGUUAUCUGCACGGGCGAGAACAGCUCGCGGGUCCAGAAGUACCUUCAGCAGCUGUGGAACACCAUCCUGUUCAUCGCCCUGAUCCUGUGCACGGGUGUGAUUGUGCAGGCCCAGCGGCAGUCCCGGCAGGGCCAGCCAGACCAGGACACCGAGCUGGACCUCAAGCAGCACAUCCUGCGGAGGCUGUCGGCACUGAAGACCCGGCGCUACCACCCUGGCAAACACUCCUGGAACCAGGCCCGUGACAUUGAUAGCUGUGUUGUCUGCUUGGACCAGUUCCACAAGAACCAGUGUUUGCGGGUGCUGCCAUGUUCACAUGAGUUUCACCGGGAUUGCGUGGAUCCGUGGCUGCUCCUGCAACAGACCUGCCCUUUGUGCAAGCACAACAUCCUGGGUAACUGCUGCAGUGAGAGCUAGCUGGCCUAUGGACAUUCUGCCGGGAUAGAGCCACCUGCACUCCAGGGGCCAGGGGCACCAGGAAAGUGGCUCCAUCAGCACAGCAGGUGGCUGAUCAGGGGGAAGUAGCAGCACUGUGCCUGUGCCCCAGGGCUGGGCAGACCCUCAGGGCUGUAUGCUCAGCUCAGCAGUUAUCCCCAGGCAGCAGAGAGCGAGAACCUGAGCACUGGGGUGAAGAAAGGUUCUGCUCCCUUUAGCGUGCACUCAGACAGUCCUGUUUGGCAGGGGUAGAAGGCAGGGUCAGUGUGGCAAUGGAUGUGGCCAAAUUCUGCCCUGUCUUAAAUCUAUGCGAGCCCCCGGAGAUCAGGGAGGGCAGAACUUGGCCUCUGAGUGUGUGUGUAGGGGGUGGGAGUGCAUCUGGGCAGCUGAUCUGUCGAUAUUAGUGUAGUGUCUUUGGAGGGGUGGGGGUUGUGAGGGCAGGUAAAAUAAGCUAAGGAGGCAUCUGAGACCCCCUCAGGGGAAUAAGGAGGGGAUCCCAGACUUCUUAGGCAAAGUCUUAAAGGGUUAGCGGGGAAGCUCCAGCUACGAUGGGAGAGACUGGUCCGUGUGGCUGGCGCAAGCACUUUGCUGUAAGCCGAUUUCUCUGUGCUCCCAGGGGCAGGCUAGUCUUCCCGUGCCCAGCGCUCCUAACGGAUGAUUACUCUCUCCUUUUAUAAAUCUCUAUUUUCUAUACUCCCAUGACUGCUGCUAGGAGCCCCUGGACUGGCUCAGCUCUUGGUUACUUCUUGGCUAUCUCAGCGGGGUUGCCUGGGUGUAACCAAAGGCAGUGCUGAGCCCCUCUCAUCCCUCACAGGGUGGUGGCCCACACCUGGAGCAGAGGAGGGGGCCUGGAAGCUGCGCUGAUCUGCCAUCUUUCGACAUGCUUCCCUUCUCACUGGCCCUUGGGCGAUCACCUUGCUGGAGGGCAGGGGCAGGAAGUGGGGAGGGGUUGAAUGCUUGCUUUAUUUAUACUAACUUAUUAGAGAGAAUGGCAUGAGGUAGCUGCAGGGGUGGAACAAUAUCCGUGGAUGUGUUGCAGUGUCCAGGCCUUUGAUGGGAGUCCUGCCCUGCUGGGUCCCAGCCCCACUCAGCACCAGAGAUUGCUGGAUUUGAUUCACUGUACAUGUCUGUAAAGCCACCUGCGCUAUUAAAUCUAGAGCAAGAAGAAACCUGCA